Racocetra fulgida is the source of this 1093-nucleotide messenger RNA. The record is from the annotation of a GenBank genome assembly. NCBI's taxonomy places the organism in Eukaryota, Fungi, Glomeromycota, Glomeromycetes, Diversisporales, Gigasporaceae.
AUGUCAUCACCUACUACAGAUAAUAUGGAUAAUAGAAAUAAUGACCGUCUCCCUCCAGAAAUCCUAAAACAAAUAUUUCGAAACAUUUACGGUUUUAGUGGAUAUUAUCGUGAUGCCUCUUCAAUAGGUGCCCUCUAUAAUUGCCUUUUGGUUGAAGUAAUUUCUACCUAUAUGCUGUGUUUGGAAGAUGAGGAUUUGAGGGAGAUCGAACGAGCUGGUAUUAGAUUGGAUAAGGCCGGAAUUAUUUUGGAUUCGGAUAAUAAUUCUAUUGAGUGGGAAAGUUCGGAAAAUUUGGAAAUGUUGAGACUUGAAAAAGAAAAAUUAGAAAGACAUCAAAAAGAAGAAUUGAGAUUAGAAAAAAAUUCUGAAACUCAGAAAAGAUUAGAAAGCAACGUUUCUUCUUCAACUAAUUCUAUAGCUUCAACCUCUAUAAAUCCUAAAAAUUUUACUGAGUCGAUUUCUCCAACUUCAAACAACAAACAUGAAUUAGUAUUGAAAUCCCUUUUGAAAUUGUUUGCUGAUAAACGAGCUCAGAUAACAUAUUUCUCUAUGAACAACGUGCCUACUUUAUUGCUUAACGAUAAUUAUUUUGAGAAUUUAAGAACAAUAAAUUUUGGUACGGUAUUGAUGGAUACGGGUAUACGACCAUUAUUCGAAGGUAUUCGAUACAUGAAUUUGGAAUGGGAUGCUUUGUCGUUGGAUGGAUUUUUAUAUGCUCUUGGGAAUGUUUGCAAGAAUUUGGAUUCCUUGUCAACAAAUUUUGCGCAUGACCCAGUAUCUUCAUCUCUAUUUUUAAACAAACAACAAGCCACCGAUCUAGCAAUAUUUAUUUGUUCUCAAACUUCUCUAUCCUCAUUCAUUCUCCAAAAUUAUCAAUAUUUCACCAAUUAUUUUUUGGAAUCCUUAAACACCCAGAUUAACUCCUUAAAACGACUCGAAUUUUAUGCCGUAGACUUUGAAGGUUGUACUUUUGAAGUGGUGGCAAGUUGUAAACAAUUAGAAUAUUUAAUUGAAGUUAUGGAUUGUAGUAGAUUUAUCGAGAAACAGACAAUUUAUGAUGAUGAUGAUUUUGAAAUUCCGGAAAGUCCUAAAA